AUGGAUCGCGAGUUGCGCCAAGCCCGACAAGACCGAGAGGGCGUCUCCACGUCCGCCCGACUGAGGUACAAGGUGGCAGCAGCGAGACGCGGCAUUCAAACGGAGCGUACCGAGAGGAGCGGGGACGAGCUGCGACCGGCGGAGAAGACCCGGACGAUCAGGAAGAUCGCUGCAGUUAGGAGGCGAGGCGCGACGUCCAGCGAGGAAGUUAAGAGUGAUGGUCGUCGACGAAUGGGCAGACAGGAAGCCGAGUGGAUCGAGAAGCAGACGCAGUACAAGACGAGAGCAGCGACGCUGGAGAAAGAGUGCAGUGCUGCGUGGCGGAGCUUCUUCGCUGGCGCGGGGGGGUCGAGCUCGUCGGGUUUUGUAACGACUGCUGAGGUGAAUAAGCUGCAAGAGGAGCUGGAGACGUUGCGGACGGAGGACAUGCACAAGAUUUUGCAUCAACUACGGGCGCUGAGCAGUAAGGCGAACGAUGUUCAGGUAAAGGUGGAAGAGAUCGCGAAUGGAGAUCAGUUCUUGUCGGAGCUGCAGGAACGCAUCGACGCGAUGGAGGUAGGGUUGGCAAAGUUUAAGCUGACCCAACGCCAGCAAUUUGAGGGAUAUGUGCUUGAGGAGAAGAUGCUGGAGAAAGAGCUUGCGUUUUUUUUGGAGAAACUAAAUGACUGGGAGAGUGAAACACCACCUCGCCUUGGUCGAGGCAGUGCCAGUAGUACGUCACUCGGACCCAAAGCAAUUCAUUUGAAUAGCGAUGCUCAGAACACUGCUUGUCCACGAGGCCAAGGUUGCGACAACAGCAGCAACCAGGGAGAGGAACGGACAGGAAGGCCCAGCUCGACGGAUGAAGUUGGUAUGGUAAGACGGGUGCGCAGAUUGAAUGACGCGAUUCUUCGCUCAGGUGGCUUAAAAGGAGGAUGGGAUAGCCGAGAGCAUGCCACGUUCACGACACUGUUGGUGAAAUGCGGUCUUACUGAUGACGUGCUGCUUCGGCAGUUGUUCCCUGAAGAGAAUCAAUCUGGCUCCAAUCAAGUGAACAAUCAAAAUGAUGAGCUCGAUGGAAGUGACUAUGAAACACGAGUGUCUCGCUUUCUUCGCAAGUGCAUGCGCAAAGUGGUUACACAGACAGAAAGCUCAGUGCGAUCGCAUUUGGAUUGGUAUCUCCGUCAUCUUGAGUUGGUAGAGGAGAAGAAACGUGUGAUUCAAGAGUGGAAAGCGCGUAAGGAAGAAGAACGUCAGCAAAUUACUCAGUGUGGAUUUGAUGCUGACAGGGAAUCACUCGGACUCGACGAUUUUAAUGAUCAACCAGAAAGAAAUCGUGACUCGUCCUCUCGCAAACAGAGCAAGAGAAGCAAUAUCAAGUCCCGUGAAAAGACAGAGCGCCUGCUAGAGCAGUGGAAACUGGAUAAAAAGCAAAAGGAAGAGGAGGAGGAGCAGAAAAGACGAGAACUUCAGAAGAAGCGCGAUGCGAAAGAGGCAAAGACUUCGAAGGAGCAUCUGGUUGAGAGAUCCCGCAUUGCAAUUGAGUACGCCAAGGCCAAACGCUUGAGGCUGCAGCAGAUUGAGGAGCGCAAACAAAAGCAAAUCGCGCUUCCCCCACGACCCCAAUCUCGAGAUUUCGACGAAAGUGGCAAUAGCUCACCCAAGCAGGCCAUGAUGUUUAAUGCGACGGAAGCAUCGAAAGCACGGGACCUCAGCAAAGAUGAAAAGCAAUACCGGAUGUAA
Messenger RNA from Phytophthora sojae, 1722 nucleotides. RefSeq lists its product as hypothetical. The transcript has 3 exons. Bases 1 to 1722 code for a protein of 573 amino acids. The record is from RefSeq and is a predicted model, not a curated record. NCBI's taxonomy places the organism in Eukaryota, Oomycota, Peronosporomycetes, Peronosporales, Peronosporaceae.